This is a messenger RNA of Macrosiphum euphorbiae (potato aphid), 1098 nucleotides long. NCBI's taxonomy places the organism in Eukaryota, Metazoa, Arthropoda, Insecta, Hemiptera, Aphididae. The record is from the annotation of a GenBank genome assembly.
AUGUCAAGUUACAAUGACUUCAGUGAGAUCGAUUAUGAACUACUGGAUGAACAGUGGUGGGAGAAAGAACAGGAAGAACUACAGUUGGCAUUAGAAUCAGAUGAAUACCGGAUUUCUCCUGAUUUGGAGUCUUAUGAAACUAUUAUAGAAAGUGAUUAUGCUAAUGACGAAGAACAUAUCAAGCUAGCUAUCGAACGCCUAGAAAACCUGAGGAUCGAAUUGCAAAACCUCAAACACCGCAAAACUAGAGUGUUUAACACCCUGACCGAACAGAUCGAAAAGAAAUUGUGUGAAUCUGAUGUACCGAUUAGAUAUGGAACAAAAGAGGAAGUUAAACUACACUAUGAAAAGUUAUUGAUGGAAUUCAAAAAUAAAAAAGAAGCGGCACUCAAACGAAAACAUGAUUUAAACGAAAUGUUAGCUUUAAAAACUGAAUACUUGGAAUAUAAACGCAAAGAAUGUGCAGAAAUCACCGAAAACCAGUAUAACUUAGAAUUAAAAACCGCCGUUGGCAUGAUAUUUGACAAGACACAGCAAAAACUUACUCACGACGAUGUAGAAGAAUUGAUUGAAACCUGUAAACGGCAGGAUGUCCAAUUAAAUAAAGCCCGCUUGAAAUUUAUUGCACAGAAACAAAAAUGUAAAAAGAUAAAAACAGAUAUUGAAAAUUUGGCACCAAGCACGUUCAGCAUAAUUGAAUACCAGGAACUAUCAGAUCAUAAUGUAGAGAUUAUAAAUUCUAUGGGAUCUCAGAUAGGUAUCAAAACCCAAACUCUUGAAGUUCUUAAAUCUGCAUUAUCAAAAUUUCCUGAUAUUAACAAAAGGCUUAUCGGUUUAAAAGAAGAAAAGGAUAAAAAUGAGGCUGAGUUAAAACAAAUCAAAGAUGAAUGGAGACAACAUGUCAAAGCAAAGGCACGUGACCAGAAGCAUGACCGUCGAUUAAAAAAAGGACGUAUAUCAGAUUAUUUUACUGAAAAUCCUCUACUUUUGAAUGAUUAUCUCGAGAGUAUGAAAAAAGACAAAAUAUUUAAAAAGAAUUUGGCCGACUUACGUCAGGAGUUGUCCGAAAUAAAGCUAAUAAAAAAACAGCUAGAAUAA